AUGGGAUUUAUUGAUUCUGUCCUAUAUUUAAUUCGUCUCAUUUUGCUGAUCUUUCUUUCUCUUUUUCUUUCUUUAACUCAUUUUUAUUUGCUUUCAUCUUUAGUGACUUCAUUUCCUGCCAUGUCUGUCCUUGUGUCGAUAAUUUCUCCUUUCUCUUACCUAUCUCUCUUUUUUGUCGUUCUCUCUUUUCUUUUCUUAAUGUAUCUUCCUCUUCUUUUCCUUGUUCUCUUUUUUCUCCUGCAAAAUAACGGAUUUUGCGCUGUCUAUCUAUCUAUCUAUCUAUCUAUCUAUCUCAAUUUGUUCAUAUCUAUCUAUCUAUCUAUCUAUCUAUCUAUCUAUCUAUCUAUCUAUCUAUGUGUCUGUCUAUCUACUUAUCUUUCUUUCUUUCUUGCUACUUAUCAAGGCCGGUAUCUAUGCUUUGUGAGGAUAUUCAAUGAAUGUAACUAUUUAGCUUUUUACUUAUCAAUCUAUCUAUCUAUCUAUCUAUCUAUCUAUAUAUCUAUCUAUCUCGAUAAAAUAUUUCUUUGA
Messenger RNA from Acanthosepion pharaonis, 528 nucleotides. Lineage: Eukaryota; Metazoa; Mollusca; Cephalopoda; Sepiida; Sepiidae. The record is from the annotation of a GenBank genome assembly.